Manihot esculenta (cassava) is the source of this 1094-nucleotide messenger RNA. RefSeq names its product MLP-like protein 34. Gene Ontology annotation, biological process: defense response. The record is from RefSeq and is a predicted model, not a curated record. The annotation marks the transcript as partial. The transcript is spliced from 5 exons. Lineage: Eukaryota; Viridiplantae; Streptophyta; Magnoliopsida; Malpighiales; Euphorbiaceae.
ACCAUGGCUUCUAAUCUAAAGGGUCAGCUUGAGACUGUAGUAGAACUCAAGUGCACUCCUGACCAAUUCCUCAAACUCUGGAAGAGUCAAGGCCACCAGAUUCCCAAUCAUACUCCCUCCAACAUACAAGGAGUUCGAGUCCAUGAAGGUGACUGGGAGACUUCUGGUUCCAUCAAGGUCUGGGACUACACCAUUGAAGGAAGACCUGAAGUGUUCAAAGAGAAAGUCGAAAUUGAUGAAGAGAAGAAGAUAGUGAAACUGAUUGGUCUAGACGGUGACGUUUUCAAACUUUACAAGGUAUAUAAUGGGAUGUGGCAUGUUAUGCCCAAGGGCCAAGGGAGCUUGGCAAAAACGGUGAUUGAAUAUGAGAAACUCAACGAAAGCGUCCCAACUCCUCAUAUAUAUUUGGAUUUUAUUGUUGGUGUGACUAAGGAUAUAGAUGCAGGCCUUGUGCUGUACUUUGAUCUUUUCUCUAAAAUGGCCUUAUCAGGCAAGCUAGAGACUGAAGUAGAGGUCAAAGUAUCCGCCGAUAAGGCCUUCGGCAUAUUUAAAGGCCAAAUGCACCAACUUCCCAACAUCGCGCCUGACAUAGUGCACAAAGCUGAGAUUCAUGAAGGCAACUGGGAGACUCCAGGCUCCAUCAAGCACUGGAAUUAUACCAUAGAUGGUAACGUUCUGAGUCUGAAGGAGAAGGUGGAGAAAAUAGACGAGGAGAACAAAUCUAUCACCUUUAAGAUUGUGGAUGGAGAAGUGUUGAAGCUUUACAAGAACAUGAAGGUGACCGUUCAAGUAACUGCAAAAAAUGAAGAAACCAGCUUCAUGAAAAUGAUAAUUGAUUAUGAGAAAGCAAAGGAGGAUUCGGCUGAUCCACAUUCUUACUUGGAAUUUGGUACCAAGGUGUUUCAGUAUAUCGAGAAUCAUCUUCUCAAGGCCUAGCCCUAAUUAAUUAAAUAAUCAAUGUGCUUGCCUUGAAUAAGUAUGUUUAAUAAUUAAAAGAUGUGUUCAGUAAGUUUGCUCAAUAUGUAUUAUGUUUGUGGGUUCCGUUUUCAUGGAUGUAGAUUUUGUGCUUCUAAUAAAUUUCGAAUUUGUUAUAA